AUGGCUGGCCUCAUGCGAUCAGAAUCGUCGCUUUCUAGUGCACCCAGUUUUUCUUCAACCUUACGGAUUCAGGCCACCCCAAGCCAGUCUAGUCUGAGAAGCAAGCCUGCAGAUUCUAUCCGGAGUGUUAAGUUAUUCAGCUCCCGCACCGAGAAGCCUCGCGCAAGAAAGGAGCGGCGUGCCAAAAGAAAUAAAGUCUCUGAAGGCGGAACAGAAUUCAGAAAGGAUCCAGAUGUAGAGGAAGAAGAACCCCGACCAAAGCUAGACAGGACCACCGAUUUGAUUGUUUCCAACAAUUUUCCAUUUCGACCAGCAAGCUAUCGAAAAGUCGCUGCACCGCUGUCUGAAGAGAACAAUCAAUGUCAAAGACUAUUCAUGCUGCCCUCUACCAUUCGCCGAAGAAUUUAUGGACUUUGCUUUCCAGAAGAGCCUCGCCCUGUAACAGUUUCCCCUUCGUUUGCGACAAGACACGUUUUUGGGGAGGGUUACUUUGCCCAAGUAUGGGAUGUUUUGGAGGAUGUCCGUGGUGGCCUAGAGUCUUUUAGAUUUCUGCGAAAGGAUCUGCUCACUUUUUUCUGGAGCGAGUACCAUUUCCAUGUCACCAUCAACGCAUUUACUGGACCUAAGCUUUCUCCACUGUCUCAUAUUUGGCUGCCCCAGCACGUAGGGAGUAUCAAGAACUUGACAGUGGAGAUUGACUACACAAGACUUGGUGGCAGCUGCAGAAGACUGGCAUCCACGUUCGGUUAUAACAGGGACAAGGAAGACAGACAGCUGACGGCCAUAUUCGAAGGCUUAGCUGAUCGUAAAGACGGCUCUUCUAUCGACGCGCUGACUAUCUUGUGCAGGCGUUUCGCUGGCUUUCAGCCUCACAAUGACAGCAAAUUCAGAGAAUUGCUUGGGAAAGCGCCUGUUCCGUAUUGCCCCGAAUCUGUAUUAGGUAUCUCGAGCUAUAUCCAGCAUGUAGAAGGGAAGGUCCGACAACUCAGAGUGGCAGGAUAUCCGUUAGGAUACACCAAAGACCUGCUGAAUGUGUUUUCUAUGUCUAUCAAGAAUCCGCGAUAUCCAGAAUUAACAACUGGUGCAUGGCCUCCCCUCCCUCCGCCGCCUAAAACCAAAGAGAAUGUCGUGAUCUCUACGCUAAAUACUCCAAUGUCAAGCUUCUCGUCGACUUUCAGUGGAUUGAACCCUCCAUCUGUCACACCUUCGCCUACGUCGACAGCUUCACAUACAAACACAAAUACAGCCACACCCACACCCACACCGUCCGCUUAUCGUCUCGACCUGAAGCGGAGCCCUAGCCUUGUAGAGGAGUUUCAGAAUGGUCUCCGACGGCAAGACUCCCCUACAUCGGAAUCAGACUAUUCAAAUCAUUCCAAUUAUACGAUCACAAAUGAUGAGAAUACUUUGGUCGAAGAGACCGAGGAUAUGCUUUUAGCUGCUAGUCACCCAUCUCAAACCAAUCACGCUCAGCAGUAUCAGAACCUUGUUGGUCCCUUCACCGUGUCAGACCAAACAAAUGAAGGUCAUCUAUUCUCGAGCAACACGACACACAGCUAUAGCCCUGCAACCCCACGUUCAAAAACCAUGGGAGACCUACGAAGUGCUACAGGUAGUAUUAGAUCCAGAAUGGCUAAGCCUAGCGUACGAUUCGAUCGACAAACCCCAUCACCUCCAUCUCGAGUAUCCACGCCAAAGACACCCAAUGGUAUGAAUGAAAGGAAUGAACAAGACCCAGCGUUUGUUCGAAGCGUCAGCGCUUUACGUAGCAUUGAUCUUCCUCCCAAAGAGCCAGUCAAAGAGACAGCCAAAGAGCCAGCAUCUAUCUUCAAUUUGGGACUUGGUCUGGAUUUUAUGGCGCCCAUUCUUCCUAGCGUCUUCACUUCACCAGAGCCUUUCCUACGAGCGACCUCGGUACAAGGACUUCGAAGAUCUAGCAGUGAGCAAACUACUCCGGUCAGAUGUACCACUAGCAUGAGCAUGGCUGCUCUCAAGCGUGCAAGUGUUAAAAAGAAGUGUGUCAAUUUUUACAACAAACUCCGAGGGCGAACUUCUGAAACUGCCUCCUAG
This is a messenger RNA of Glarea lozoyensis ATCC 20868, 2070 nucleotides long. RefSeq lists its product as uncharacterized. Lineage: Eukaryota; Fungi; Ascomycota; Leotiomycetes; Helotiales; Helotiaceae. The coding region runs from base 1 to 2070 and encodes 689 amino acids. The record is from RefSeq and is a predicted model, not a curated record. The transcript is spliced from 2 exons.